AUGAACGGCUGGAUGGAAGAGCUAGCCCUUACAUUCCUUCCAUUGAACAGCAAGCCUCCAGACUUACGCAAGCACACAGACGCUUUCAUCCGCAAGGUCAAAACCCAUCCCUAUGGACGGACAGAUCAAUUUGCGGUCGCGGACAAGCUUGCCGGACUCGAAGAGAAAUUGCUGGUUCUCAAUCUAGACGACGUUGCGGAAGAACUAUAUUCUGGCCGGAUAGAAUUGAGCAGACACAAUGAGCACUGGAUUCCAGACGUCCUCGAUCUUCUACUCCAUCUAUCAUACGAACCGGCAAAGUACAGCCGGGUGGAGAAUCUUCAAAAGCUCCGUCCUCGACCCGAGACUCCUCCGCCGCUGACAUGGGCUGAGGUCGAGGAAGAUGACCCUGUCGACCAUCAUGAUCAGAUCUGGCAGAUCCCGGAUUACGGUGACCUCAGUUCUGAUGACGACGAAAUACUCCUCUCCAGCACCAAGACAUCUCCUGUGAGUGUACAGAAAAGGGAGGCCAGUGUUGGAGUGGACAGGAUUCUUGACGCGUCUGAGGACGACCGAGGUGGCAUCGCGCUUGUCGACCUGAAGGCCGCUCAGUUUUGGCGUGAUCUUGAAUCGGAGCAGAUUGUGUACGUGGAUGAGAAGCAAGCUGUCAGAGAGGUGCUGUUCAUGCUGGGCGGCUUCCCAACGGCCAUGUUUACCUUCUCCGAUGGUGGGAUUCGGCUCACUCCAACAUACCAAAUUCGUCACCUUGAAAGCAGUGCUUCCCAUGCAUUGAUGAGUACAGCAACUGCUCUUGGUUCAUCAAUCGAUCGUGUACGUCGGUGGGUGAAUACACCGCAAGACGUCCCGGUGAUGCAGCUCAUCCAAGUUGGUAUCGGAAACGUUUUAGCGGACUUCGAGCGGGCAUUGUCUGAAGUGGAAUACGAUAUCUUGCAUGAAACCUCACGUACCGGAAUCAUCAGCCUUCUCCAGAUUUUGCAGACUGUGAGGAAGGAUAGCAAUUGCCUGGUGACCCUUGGUACAGUUACACAGGAUCUACCACAAAAUGACUCCAUUAGAUCCUUGGAUGCACUCUACAACCAACUAGACAAAGCAUACUCGGCUUGCGACUCGGCUGCUUUUGAGACCCUUCUCCCAAUCUUCAUCUCCGCCUUGAAGCUAUAUGCCAAACCCCUUGAUAUAUGGUUACACACGGGGACAUUGGACCCUUCCGCUCCAUUCUUCAUAGAUGCCAACAAAGGCACGAGACAUGGAGCAACACUUUGGCACAACUGGUUUGCGAUAUCCCGUGAGAGUGAAAAGCAGGUGCCGAUUUGCCUGCGACCCUUCGCCGAACGGAUCCUUGCGACUGGCAAGACUGCCGCCUUUCUGCAGCAUCUAGGACGACCGAACAUCAGUCAUGGCGAAGCGUCACUGGGUUUAACUCCUGCGGUGAAAGAGUCGCUUCAUAUGAUUGAUGGGUCACAAAUGCCUUUCUCGAUAACUUUUGAGACGGUCCUAGGCCGCCACCUCGAUGCUCUCCUGGCUCGAACCACAAGAGCUUUGAAAGAAUUGCUUGAAGGACAUUGCGGGCUCACACGGCUCCUGGAUGCCUUCGACUACCUUUAUUUCGGUGUCAACGGCGCCAUGUUGGACGGCGUUGAAGCACGACUAUUUGACCGUAUCGACCGCUGCCUGGAGAUGUGGAACGACCAUUUCCUAGUGGGAGACCUAUUGGCAGAAGCGUGUCGGGACGUUCAUUGCGUCGAUGCAGACUUGAUAGCAGUCCACUCGGUACGCACAUCGUCUCGUAGCAUGGCGAGUCGCCGACGCUCAGUCAAGAUCCUCGGCGCCAUGACAGUUUCGUAUCAUGUCAGCUGGCCUCUCGCCAAUAUCGUUCUGCCAGCCUCGAUGACAUCGUAUCAACGGAUUGGUCUGCUGCUAGCUCAGAUCCGCCGGGCCAUUUUCGUUCUCCAACAUCGGGCUUACUUCUGCGUACAGCAUACACUUUUUGGCAUGGACAUGAACCAGGAUGAGAAUGAUCGAAAGAGAGCACGAGCCGUCCAUGCAAUGCUACUACAGUUUGUCAAUGUUGUCUACGCACAUUUGACAACGUGCACAAUCACGCCACUGACAUCGACGAUGCGAGUCGCAUUGACUUCUGCUUCUGCCGCCACCGGCACCGUCGAUGAUAUGAUUGCCAUACACACGGCCUACAUUCGCGCUCUGGAGCACGCUUGUCUCGCCAGCGACCGCAUCAAGCCGCUACGAGAGAGCCUGCUGGCCAUCUUGGAUCUCUGCAUCCGCUUCACCGACCUCGUCACUUCGCCCGGGACAGCCGCAACGGUGCACUCUGGUGAUGGGUCUGGCGACAUGGAUUUUGAAGCCAGUUCAUUCAUCUCGGCACGCAGACACCGACGGCGGCGGCGGCAGCACAGAAAUUCCAACGUGAAUGCUCAACGGCGCAUGGAGUCUUCGUCGUCGGACGAUGAUGAUGGCAUGCAUGAGGACGACGAUGGAGACGCAGGGGAGGGAUACUCUACGUUCAUGUUGGACGACGACAGCUCGAUGAUGGAGGAGAUUGGCAAGGUACGCGAAGCAUUCGUCAAGCACGCUUCUUUCCUAAUCGCCGGGCUGAGGGCCGUUGCUAGGAGUUCGGGUCAGGUGGGCGACGGGUUCGAGCUGCUUGCGGAUUCACUGGAUGGGUCUAUUCCGCCCACGGGCAUAGGCAAAGGCACAUUGAGACGAGACGAUUUGUGA
Capronia coronata CBS 617.96 is the source of this 2736-nucleotide messenger RNA. RefSeq lists its product as uncharacterized. Gene Ontology annotation, cellular component: equatorial microtubule organizing center; gamma-tubulin complex; centrosome. Gene Ontology annotation, biological process: microtubule nucleation; meiotic cell cycle; mitotic cell cycle. The coding region runs from base 1 to 2736 and encodes 911 amino acids. Gene Ontology annotation, molecular function: gamma-tubulin binding; microtubule minus-end binding. The record is from RefSeq and is a predicted model, not a curated record. Lineage: Eukaryota; Fungi; Ascomycota; Eurotiomycetes; Chaetothyriales; Herpotrichiellaceae. The transcript has a single exon.